Messenger RNA from Olea europaea var. sylvestris, 1002 nucleotides. RefSeq names its product flavonol synthase/flavanone 3-hydroxylase-like. The record is from RefSeq and is a predicted model, not a curated record. The transcript is spliced from 2 exons. The coding region runs from base 209 to 925 and encodes 238 amino acids. Lineage: Eukaryota; Viridiplantae; Streptophyta; Magnoliopsida; Lamiales; Oleaceae.
AAAAUAUGCUUUACCAGUGAAAAGUAGCAUAUCCUUGGCAACAAAAAGACAAAUUUUGCCAACAGUGAUAUGACCACAAGAAGACAAAAUUUUGCUAGGAAGCAUCUUCGGGAACUAGCAAAAGAAGAUAAAAUUUUGCGGGGAAGCAUCUUUGCCGUUGGGUUCUAGCAAUUGGCAAUAAAAAUAUCAACUGAUACAGAAAGAUCAAAUGGAAAACUUAGACAUUCCCACGGUUGAUUUUUCACCUUUCUUCACUGACAGUGAUGAGGAUGGAAAGAAGAAUGCAGUAGGAAUUAUUAAAGAAGCUUGCUCAAAUUAUGGUUUCUUCCAAAUCUUUAAUCACGGCAUACCCCGCGAUUUGAUAAACCGAGCCCUGAAGUUUUCAGGGACAUUCUUUGCCCUCCCAGAUGAGGAGAAGGUCAAAUAUAUCCGGGGAUUGGGUGCACCUCUUCCGGCCGGUUAUAAUAAGCAGCCAGAACACUCGGCUGAUAAAAAUGAAUACUUACUCAUGUUUCCACCUCGGUCCACCUUCAAUGUUUUGCCCUCAAAUCCGCCAGAGUUCAGGACUGGUGAACUUAUAGAGAGAAUAUUGAAUGAUUGUUUGGGUCUCCCGCCCAACUUUUUGAAAGAAUUCAACAAUGACAGAAGCUGGGAUUUCAUGGUGGCUUUACGCUACUUCCCAGCAACUGGAACUGAAAACAAUGGCUUAUCUGAACAUGAAGAUGGAAACUGCGUCACCUUCGUGAUUCAGGACGAAGUUGGAGGUCUCGAGGUCAGAAAAGAUGGAGAAUGGAUUCCAGUGAUUCCAGCUGAAGGCAGCGUGGUUGUCAACAUAGGCGACGUUAUUCAGGUUCACAAUCUGAAAACUGGAUUUAUUUUUCGUCGAAUGCGGUACAAGUACACAAUCUUCAUAAAUGCAUUUUAAAUACUGGCUCCAUUGCUAGCUUGUCAAAUGAUUUCUUCGUCUGAUAAAUUUAAUUUAUUGAUUUCCCCUUGAGAAAA